UGUUAUGUGGAUCGAGUCACGUGGUGUUUGCUGUAGUUGUACGUCAUCUCGCUAAUUUUGUUGAAGCGAGUGACGUUUGACAUGGGCCAUCAUGGACGACCUAUGAUGAAGGUGGCGCGCGAUGCUAUCUUGAAUCUAUCCUCUCUCCUCUCUUUAUUAUGCUGUUAUGUGACCGUGGGUGUGCUGUCCGAAGUUGACGAGAGUAGUUUCAUGAACAGGUGCUCACUCUACAUUGACGAGAAGAAUGUGAAUGAGUGCAUUCAUUGCUACGUUAUUGGAAGCACUCCAGAACUGUUCUACGAUCAGUUGAACAACGAGAAUUAUGGUGGGGAUCUCUGUCAACCGCAGAUCGACGCAAGUUAUAAUAGCGUCGUUACUAUGCACUCAUCAGAUCAAAACCCUCCCAACUACCUCAUCCUUAGCCUUGAAAGUCACCUAAGCAACUUACAUCACACAAACGAGGUGCUAUUUCGUGUCGGGUACUUCUCAUCAAGCUUACAACAGAGUGUCGACCACUACUUCGCGGCUAAAAUUCAAGUGGCAAACAGUGACAGGGAACGACUGCCGAAGAUGCGGAUUGCCCUUCCCUUAGGAGACGCGGAUCUUCAUAAGAAAGUGCGUCUUCUGUCUCACAGUAGAUUAACUUGCGGUGGAUUGAGCUCUUCGCUGGAAAUUCUUUCCAAUGGGAGUGCUGAUAGUGUAACCUUUGAACCCAAAGAAUCCAAACUGAAAGAUGAUGAUAAAACAUGCAAGUAUCUGCAAAUGAAAAGGAGUCCUAAUUUAAAACAAGACAGACCAGCCAAGAUGCCCAAAUUGGUUGAGCUAAAGAGUCAAAUGCAAAAAGCGCCAGACCAAACGUUUGCUGCUAAGUUGCAUGAUAAAAAGUCGUCGAAGACCGCAAACGCCGAUGACAGUUUAUUUAUUAUUUUGACUUUAAUUGUCCUAGCUGCUGUGUUUGUGAUCACUUCGCAAAUUGUCGCUGUCUUGGUUCAGACCAACAGGCUCGACCGUCGAAACUGGGAGAAGAUUCGACAAUGCUUUUGUUGUACUGGAAACCGACGACCCAACAACGCCCAGAACCAGCAGCCGAAUCGCGAAUCGCUGGAACUGCAGCCACCAUUGAUACAAAGCCAAAUGCCGCAACCAAGUGACAAUGACAAUUCCAACCAGCAAGUACUGUCAGUAAUUGUUAUUUACCCAGAUGCAAGAGGGCAUGAAUCAGACACAUUUGAAGAUAUCCUCCGUCACACAGAAGUAGAGAACAGUAUUCUACUUCGAAACCAACCCGAGCAAAUCUUGCAAGAUUCCGACUAUCUUCAAUAGAAAUUGUGAAAGAGAUGUUGGUUGCAAAAUUGUCUGCAGACUCAAAUUUUAAGUGAUUUUUCGAAAUUUGAAGUUUCGCUGGCAUACCUAAAACUUUGUGAAAGAUAAUAGAAACAAGUGACUCGAUCUGAAAUUGACUCGAUUUUUUAAGUGGAACUGAUCCAAGCUCAUGGGUGAAAUCGCCGAUGAUGAUAUUUUGUUGGAUAUAAACUGAAUUUUACUAAAUUCUUCAGAGCGUUUUUAAAUUUCGCAUUUUGGUUCGAAUUUUUCAUGUACGAAUUCUCCGAUUUCAAAAAUACCGUUGAACAAAUCCAACCAGGUGCGGAUAUAGGAGGGGGCGACCAAAUAGAUUUUCAGAGCUCUCUCAAUAACUAUAAAGCCCUAUUUUGACGAUUUUAGAAAACUUAGAAUCGUUCUGCCUUAAAUGUAUGUCUUAAAAAAGCAGGACCAUUUGGGUUGUCAGGGGGUCGAAUUACAUGAAGGAGCGUCCGCCCCUCCCCCUAAACCCGCUACUGAUUCUAACCAUUCUGUUUGUGUGAAUCUAUAGUUGAUGUACAAGUUCAGUAGUGUUCAUUGCGAUAACUGUUCUUUCUAGCUUUGAUCCAAACUGCCUUUAAAAAUGUAAUUCAAUCAAAAAUGUUAGUUUAUCAAAAAUAAGUUUCAUCAUUUUAUUUGUUUGCAAUUAUGUUUGCCUUAAAUUGUACGGUCGAAACUUUUCCUUUUGAUUGCAGAAUCUACAUCUCUGGGAGAUAUAUUUCUCACAUGCUAAUGUAAGUGCGUGCAGUAGUUUAGAAAAUAUCUUAAUUGUGAUAUUUUUAUGCCUAUUUUCUAAAUCCAUAGUUUUUGAUAUUUUGUACACAAAGUGAAGAAUAAGAUAUUUCAGUCAA
Symsagittifera roscoffensis is the source of this 2210-nucleotide messenger RNA. RefSeq lists its product as uncharacterized. The record is from RefSeq and is a predicted model, not a curated record. The coding region runs from base 82 to 1323 and encodes 413 amino acids. The transcript has 3 exons. NCBI's taxonomy places the organism in Eukaryota, Metazoa, Xenacoelomorpha, Acoela, Convolutidae.